Humulus lupulus (European hop) is the source of this 1848-nucleotide messenger RNA. RefSeq lists its product as uncharacterized. The coding region runs from base 1 to 1848 and encodes 615 amino acids. NCBI's taxonomy places the organism in Eukaryota, Viridiplantae, Streptophyta, Magnoliopsida, Rosales, Cannabaceae. The transcript has 8 exons. The record is from RefSeq and is a predicted model, not a curated record.
AUGAAGGGUUGCAAAAUAAGCAGGUUCAUGGAAAGUCAGUUUCUGAACUGGGAUUAUCACACCAGUUCUGUCAUUGAAGGCCGUUUAUUAAUCGUUUGGAGAAGGUUAUCUGUUAGAGUCAUCAUUUUAGAGGAGUCCACUCAGGCUGUUCAUUGUUUGGUGAAGAUGACUGGAAUGCAGCAGGAUUUUGGUGUCACUUUUGUUUAUGGCCUUAAUUCGAUUGAAGGCAAGGACAGAACAGGAGGCAAGCCAAUAUCAGAUUUAGAGCUAAGUGAUUCUAUUAAGUGGCUGGCAGGUGCUCAUGUUGAACCAUUAAAGAAUAUAGGUUCAUAUUUUACUUGGACUAACAACCAAGAUGGUGCAGCUAGGAUCUACUCUAAAAUAGACCAUGCUCUGAUCAAUGAAAAAUGUUAUGAUUUAUUUUCUCAGUCUUCAGCCGUAUUCAGCUGGGAAGUCAUCUCAGAUCAUUGCUCUUGUCUUGUUAGAGUUCAAAAUUUAGAGAAGUUGGGGUCCAAAAUUUUUCGAUUUUACAACUAUUGGGUAGAACAUCAUGAAUUUCUUGGUCAGGUGUUAAAAAGCUGGAGAACCCCGAUUAAAGCUACUGGUUGCAGUGCGAUUUAUCUCAAGCUACUGAGACUAAAACAUUGCUUGAAAGCUUUUAAUAUGGACAGAAUAGGUGAUAUAAAGUCUAAUUAUCAUAAGGCUAAAGAUUCUUAUCAAGAUGCUCAGAUGCUUGCUCAAGCUCAUCCCCACGAUUUUUGCUAUCAAGAGGCUGAGAGGAAAGCAGCAGCUGAUUUUUCGGUUCAGAAACAUAAAGCAGAGAAUGGGAUAGUCUCUUACAUAACAGCAGAAGGGCAGUUAGUUGAAAAUUAUUCAGAAGUUGUUUCUCAUUUUUUGGGUCCUGAUGGGUAUGGUUCAGGUUUUUUCAAAGCUGUCUGGAGUGAUAUAGGUGAUGAGGUUUGUGAUGCUAUAUCUCAGUGUUUUGAGUAUGGUCGGUUCCCUUUUGAGCUUCAUGAAACUACUUUAUCAUUGAUUCCUAAGACCAAUCAGGGAGCAUUUGUUAAAGGUCGCACUGUUGACUGUCCUUUUAGCCAACGACGUUGGGUUAUGUCUUGUGUUAGGAGUACCUCCUAUUUUCUGGUGAUUAAUGGGAGAAUUCAAGGAAAAUUUAAAGGUGAGAAAGGGCUGAGACAGGGUGAUCCUAUGUCACCUCUACUGUUUGUUCUCAUCAUGGAAUAUUUGACUAGAAGUUUACAACAUGUACCUCUUAAUUCCCCCUUUAGAUUUCACCCGAUGUGCAAAAGUCUUAAGCUUAUUAAUCUGUGUUUUGCGGAUGAUUUGCUUAUCUUUUGUAAGGGUACUCUCCCAGCUGUUAGAAGUGUUAAGGUGGUUCUUGAUGAAUUUGCUACUGCCUCUGGUCUUUUUAUCAAUUCUGGAAAAUCUCAAUUUUUUUUGGUGGAUUUUCAAGCUCGGAUAGAGCCCAGAUUGCUCUUGAGAUUAAUCUUUCAGAAGAGAAGCAAGUUACACAUCCCUUCUUGGCAAAAGGUUCGCCUCCCUAAAGCUUAUGGUGGCUUGGGAUUCAGAGAUGGAGCAAUUUGGAACCGAGCUGUCCUAGCAAAGUAUGUUUGGGCUUUAUCUUCCAAAACAGAUUUGUUAUGGGUUAAAUGGAUUAAUUCCAUUUAUCUGAAAGGAGGCAAUAUCUGGAAUUAUGAAAUGAAAGGAGACUGUAGCUGGUACUGGCGGAAACUUUGUCGUCUCAAGGACUAUUUUAGACCUGCUGCCAUUUUAUCUGCUGUUUAUGGAGAAACAGAAACAGAUGCAUUUAUGAUGGUUAUUCCUCAUCUAUAA